Molecule: messenger RNA, 8294 nt
Organism: Eriocheir sinensis (Chinese mitten crab)
Lineage: Eukaryota; Metazoa; Arthropoda; Malacostraca; Decapoda; Varunidae
Gene: DAAM
Product: disheveled-associated activator of morphogenesis 2-like
Exons: 22
Coding region: 523-4245 (1240 amino acids)
Biological process (GO): positive regulation of actin filament polymerization; actin cytoskeleton organization
Molecular function (GO): actin binding; small GTPase binding
Source: RefSeq, a predicted model, not a curated record
AAAGGCAAACUUAAAAAAAAGAGAGACUAUGAUUCGGACACACACUAAAUGAACUGAGAGAGAGAGAGAGAGAAAGAGACACAGAGAGAGAGAGAGAGAGGACGCAGAAAAUGGAUGAUGAUGGUGGUGGAUAGAGAGGAGAAGCGAAGUGAAGGAAUGGGAGAAAGAUGAAAGGAAAAUGUAGAUAAAAGAAAGAAAAAUGGAUGUAUUAAAAACAGAAAAGAAAUCUACCCAAAACAAGUGAGAAUGUUUAAAGAAGGAACGAUUUAAACAAACACCGUAAAGAACAAACACUACAAACAAGACCACCGGUGCAAACAAACGUAAACAAACACCAGAAAACAAAGAAAAACAAGAAAAAUAAGCCAGUUUUUCACAUCCAUCAAAUUCUGGAACGUGGUAAUUUUAAUGCAACGAUAGAUACCAAGCCACCGACCCAACCCAUGCCUCCUCCACCACCACCACCACCACCCCCCACCCACGCCCCCUAGACUGCCCCCCUACUCCCCCCACCCUCCCCCCAUGGCCCUUCACGCCCUCUCCGGCCUACGCGACACCAUGGCCCAGGCUGUGGGCGGGUGUGUGCGUGGCAGCGAGGACAAGGGAGGGGGAGGGCCGCCCCCCGACGCCCCCCCCAACCCCCCCUCCUGGGCUGGGGUGAAGGAGGGGCUGCAACACCUCCCCUGGCCGGCCUGGGGGACUAUCAAGGAGUCGCUGCGGCCGGACUGGGAGUGGACCCAAAACCCCCCGUGGAAGGACCUCCGUCGGCCUGACCUCAAGACCCCGUCCCUUGAGGAAAUAAGGUCAAGCUUUAGUGACCUGAGCGUGAGUCUGCAUGAGCGGGUGAGCUCGUGGGGUGAGCGGGUGACCUCUUCCGUGGAGUGGCCGCGGGAGGCGAGGUCAAGGUCACACUCAAGGUCACGGAUCAUGAAGAGAGGCGCCAAGAUGAGGAGAGGCGACUGGUACUCCUCCUGCUUCUGCUUUAAGGGCUCGGAACCCCCGCAGAUCGAGCAUGUGGUGUCCGAGCAGCCCCAGAUGGUGCAAGUGGCGCCGCCCCCCAACAUGACGGAUGACCUCCAGCCCGAGGAGCUCCAAACCAAGGUCACCGAGCUCCUGGACGAACUGGACCUUACCACAGUACAGAAGAAUGGGAUCCUCAACUUCCCUCCGGAGAAACAACUUCAACUUCUCUACGACUACCACACGCUCAAGUCUUCCAAUAAGGUGGAGAGAGUGGAAUCCUACAUCGCCAAGCUAGAGGAAUAUGCCCAGCUGAAGGCGCCCACGGACCAGUACCAGGAACACACGUGGGUCAAGUACACGGAGGGCCUCAAGACAGCCCUGGGCACGCAGAGCAACACCUUCGUCAAUGAGUUCAUGGAGGCGGGCGGGUUGGCGGCGCUGCUCAACCUGCUCACGGAGAUGGACGAUUCGACUUUCCAGACCUCGAUCCACAUGAAUGUUAUCGCGUGUGUCAAGGCGCUUAUGAACAAUUCGAACGGCCGCAAGCACAUCUUAGCCCAUCCAACAUGCAUGAACAUCAUCUCGCAAAGCCUCGCCACCCACCACCUCAAGACCAAGACCCUGCUGCUGGAGAUCCUGGGCGGCGUGUGUCUCCUGCCGGGGGGUCACAAGAAGGUGCUGGAGGCGAUGCUGCACUUCCAGAAACACGCGGGGGAGCGGACGAGGUUCCAGACCCUGAUAGUGGACUUGGAUCGGUCUUUCGGCAACUUCGUGGACGAGUUGGCCCUCAAGAUCGCUGCCAUGUCCUUCAUCAACGCCAUCAUCCGCUGGGGCCCCGGGGAAGACUCGCUCGAAUUCCGUCUGCACCUCCGCUACGAGUUCUUGAUGCUUGGAGUCCAGCCCGUCAUCGAGAAGCUGCGAGCGCUGCAGAACGAGAUCCUAGACACACACUUGGAUGCCUUCGAGUUUUACCGCGCCGAGGAUGAGCGUGAGUGGGCGCGGCGGUACGAGGAGGUACAUGUGGACACGAAGAGCGCCUCCUCCAUGUUCAAACUCCUGCAGGGGAAACUUCAGUACUCGGCCGCCUACCCUCACUUCCUCUCCCUCCUGCACCACCUUCUGCUUAUGUCAAAUGACAUGAGCGCGCCCGACCACUGGAUUCUGUUUGACCGAGUGUUGCAGCAACUGGUGACGCAAGAUGAGGACGGACGGGACAGGGAGGUGGCGCUGCUCGAUAUAAACGUCAACAGUAUCGUCAAGCUUAUUGCCAACGAGAGAGAAUUGACGGAGAGCAGAAGAAAGAUCGCCAAGUUGGAAGCAGAUUUCGCGGACGUGGUAACAGACCUCAACAAGAAGGAGCAGGAGCUGUUUACCGCUACACAGGAGAAGGAGGAGGUGAGCCAGACGCUUCAACAGGUUCGCGGGCAGCUCGAAGCGGAGGUGCGAGCGUGCGGCGAAGCUCAGCGACGGGCGGCAGAGCAGGAGGCGGCGGCGGCAUCACUCACGCAGCAACUUAGGGACCUCGCGGCGGGCUCCCUCUCCGAUGACGUCAAGGCUUCUAUUGCGAAGACCAAGGAUGCCUCGGGGCCCCCCAAAGGCGCCCCCUGCCCCCCACCACCCCCACCCCCCAUGAUGAACGGUGCACCCCCUCCCCCUCCUCCAAUGAUGAACGGUAUCGCCCCCCCUCCUCCACCCCCCAUGAGAGGUGGCCCCCCUCCCCCGCCCCUCACCAACGGGGGUCCGCCUCCCCCUCCCAUUGGCGGAGGGAGAAACAAGCCGGCUAAACAGGUGCCAAAAUCCGCCAACCAGCUCCGUGCGUUCAACUGGGCCAAGAUGCCGGACUCCCGCAUCACCAACACCAUCUUCGCCAGCCUGGACGAGUCGCCGCUCUACAAGUUCAUGGACCUCGAGGACAUUGACCGCACCUUCGACGCCUCGGCCGGGAAGAGAGCCAACGGAGAGGGAGAGAAGACGCUGGAGAGGAUGAAGUCACAGCGGAGUCAGCAGAUCAGCGUCUUAGAGAAUAGGCGUCAACAGAACUGUACCAUCCUGCUGUCGAAAUUGAAGAUGACCAAUGACGAGCUAAUCAGAGUCCUGUUGAAGAUGGACAGUGAUGGGGAGUUGGCGCCGGACAUGGUGGAACAAUUGCUUAAGUUUACCCCGACGGCAGAGGAGAAGGUGAUGUUGGAGGAGCACCUGGACGAGAUUGAACACCUGGCGAGAGCUGACCGGUUCCUCUAUGAGAUAUCCAAAAUCGACCACUACGAGGAGCGCCUUCGCUGUCUCCACUACCAGAAGAAGUUCCGAGAGAGACUGGGAGAGUGCGACCCCAAGAUGCAGGCCGUACUGAGCGCCACCAAGGAACUCAAGGGAAGCAAGCGACUCAAGAAAUUCAUCGAGGUUAUUCUAGCCUUCGGAAACUACAUGAAUAAGGGGGCGCGAGGGGGUGCGUACGGCUUCAGAAUGUCGUCACUGAACAAGCUGACGGACACGAAAUCGGCACACAACCGUAACAUAACGCUGCUCCACUACAUUCUGAGAGUGUGCGAGAAACAAUGGCGGGACAACCUGAGGCUCGACGAGGACUUCCCGAACCUGAAGGAGGCGGCGAAGGUCAACAUCACCGAGCUUGAGCGGGAGAUGAGUGGGCUGAGUCAGGGCCUGGAGUUCAUCGAGAGGGAGGUCACGUGGCACCGAGGUCAAGGGUCACCCCCGCCCGGCGACCGCUUCAGACUCGCCAUGAACGAAUUCUCAGCGCUCGCCAAAGACAAGUUCGCCAACCUGGAGAGUCUGUUUACCUUGAUGAAGAGAGAGUUUGAAGGGGUGACGGCGCUCUUCGGUGAGGACCCCAAGACCACACAGCCCGAGGACUUCUUUGGGACGUUCGACUCCUUCAUCGACACCUUCCGGGAGGCGAAGAGGGACCUAGAGAACAUGAGGAAGAAGGAGGAGGAGGAGGAACGCAAGAAGAAGGAAAUGGAGCGUCGUGAGGUUGAGAGGGAGAGACGUGCCCGAGAGAGGUCAACUCGGGCCGGGGCGGGGGCAGGGCAGGGCGGGGCAGGAGGAUCGGGCGGCCUUCACCAGGGGGCGGCAGGCGACAGCAGCUCGGGCGGGGAGAACGAGAACGAGAACGACUUCGAUGACCUGAUCUCGGCGCUGCGUUCCGGCGACGUGUUCGGGAAGGAUAUUGACAAGAUGAGGCGUAAGAAGAAGCACUCUUUCGCCGCUGGGUCGAGGGAGAGAGAGCGAGAGCGUGUGACGGGAUCGCAUAAGUACGCCUAAUCCACUACAACUACUACUACUACUACUACUACUACUGCUACUGCUACUACCAUGCACUCCUUCACCGCUGGGUCCAGAGAGAAAGAGAGAGAGUGUGUGUCUGUCUCGCACAAGUCACUGCAUAGUCAACUCUCACUGUGACAUCCUGCUUUUGCGUCUACUACCACUACUGCUGUCACUGCCUGGUCCUGCCUCUCUACAGCACACUACUGCCACCAACAACACCUACAACAGCUGCUACAACUACAACAACCCACCUGCUUCUCAUACAGCCACACAGCCGCGGAGAAAGUCAUGUUAGGGGCGACCGAUAUAUUUUUGUCAUCCCCGAACCUGAGUUUAUGGAUAGGAAGGUGAAGUUUGAACGUGACCUGACCUUUCUUCUUGGUCUUGGAUGAGCGGUGAGGUCAUGGGAAGGGAGGUAAGCUUAAGUUUGAAAUAUGGGGUUAAGCUUAUCUUCUGGUCUUGCCCGAGAGCUUGAAAUAAAUGGUAGAAAGAAAGCUUGAAUUCAAAACAUAAUGUAAGCUUUUCUUUGAGCCUUAAUUGAAAGCUUAGAUCAUAGAGAGGGAAAAAGCUGAAGUCUGACCUAAAUUCCUUUAAGCUUUGACAGAGAGCUAAAAUUAAGACUAAAAAGAAAGCUUGACAAUGAUUUAAACGCGACCAAACCCAAACCUUACAUGACAUUUCUCCGCCAUGUGUUUGUGCGUGUGUGUGUGUGUGUGUGUUUCUUUUACGUACAAUCGUCUCUCUCUCCCCCAUUAUCAUUUCUCAUCCUCUCCGUCGCUCCGUACGAAGAAGACAAGAAAAGGGAGGAAGAGAGGCUGUAUAUUGUUGUUGUUUUUUUUCUUCUCGUUUCGUCCCGUCUCGAAGCUUGUGUGUGUGUUCGUAUGUUCGCUUCUCUCCCUCUGUUGUGACCUUAAUGUGACCUCUGACCUUGACCUUGCUGAGAGAAGAGGGAAUGAGAGAGAGAGAGAGAGAAGGAGAGGUGAACUAUCCCGAUUCUCUCUCUCUCUCUCCCUUUUCUCCCUUUCUGAGAGUGGAGGAAAGAAAGGAGAGGAGAGAAAGAGAGAGCGAGAGAGAGAAAAAGAGAGUGAAAGAGAGGUAAUUCAUCCCUAUUUUCUCUCCCUUCCUCCCUUCUCUCCCUCCCACUUUUCCCUUCCUUCUUACCUCCCUUCCCAUCACAAGCCUUUCUCGUAUCCUCUCAGCCGUGUAACGUACAUAUAUACGUACAUACAUGUGUGUUUGUUAGGUAUACAUGAAGCAAUCACAUAAGUAGGCAGGUCGAUCAAUGUGUGCGUUUUGUAGACACACACACACACACACACACACACACACACACAAAUGCAUAAGAUAUUUUUUGUGCUUAAGAAAUUCACAACUUGCCUAUAUCUUUGUUUUUUUUACUUUGAUUAACCACUAUUACACACACACACACACACAUACACACACACACACACAUAACCCUUCAAGCAUUUAUGAACUUGUCUUGGUGCUGGAGUUUAUUGUUAUCAUUAUCAUUAUCAUCAUUAUUCAUUCUAGCAUUUAUACAUUUUUCAAUUUAUUUCAGCUGUAUUUGCAUUUAUUUAGUCUUUCUCAUUAUUACUUUUCUAUUUUGGUUCAUUUGUAUCUGAACUUUAACCCGGUAGCCACAAAUUUGGCCCGUCACUGGUACACGGUAAAGCCACAAAUUUGGCCCGUCACUGGUACACGGUAAAGCCACAAAUUUGGCCCGUCACUGGUACACGGUGAAGCCACAAAUUUGGCCCAUCGCUGCUACCGGGUUAAAUGAAUGUGGAGUUGGUCAGUGAUGUGGAAGGUGGAGUAAAAAAGGAGUGGAGGGAAGAGAUGAAGUGGAGAAAUAUGACAGGAAAAGAAAUGAAAAUAAAGAAAAAUAUAACAUGAGAAACUAAAACACACACACACACACACACACACACGCACACAAUCUAUAGUGCUCGCUGUUGCCGGUCACUUUAGAAUCUUAAGAAGCAUACUAAUUUUAGAAUCCCCGACCUUGACAAUAUAUUUUUCAUUUUUAUAUUCAGAGAGAGAGAGAGAGAGAGAGAGAGAGAGAGAGGUUCGACUGUUUGUGUUUUUUUACGUAUUAGAAUAAAAAAAGAAUCGAAGGAAAAUAUUUAAAUUCCUCAUCAUAUUAAAUACAAUAAGAUUUUAAUUACCAAAAAAAAAAUGGAUUUAUAUUGUUGAAAUAAAAUAUAGAGCGUAGCGAUUGAGAAAUAGAGAGAGGGAGCGAGAGAGAAAGUGAGCGAGCGAGCGAGCAAGAGAGAGAGAGAGAGUUAGCAUAAGUUUAGAGAAGUGAUGAAAGUAAGCGUUGUCAAGAAAGAGAGAGAGAGAGAGAGAGAAAGUGAGUGAGCGAGCGAGAAAGAAAGAGAAAGAAAAAAAAUAAGUUAGCGUAAGUUUAGAGAAGAGACUAAGUGUCGUCUCUGCUCACUUUAACAAACAAACAAACAAACGAAAAAUCACGAACCCUUACAAUACGUCUUAUAAGCAUCACAUAAGUAAGUUUUAAGUUUUACCGAGUAAGAACGAAACAAAAAAAAAUAAGCGUAUGAAUGUAUGUAUGUAUAAUUAUCGCUUAUUAUCAUUAUCCUCUAAGUCCUCCUUCUUUACCAUACGUGCAUACAUACUUAUAUACAAACCACACAUAGAUAUAUAUAAAAAUAGCCACUUAAGUUUGCUAAUGUUAUGUAUAUUGUUGUUUGUAUUACCCUUGCGCUCCUUACCCUGCUGGAAGUACCGCUAACCGCCCUCCAUAUGUCUGUAAAAAGCUCCUGUAUACCUUGAUUUUUAGCCCACCCCACACCUGUAACCCCACACCUGUAACCCCAAACCUGCAACCCCACACACCCACCGCAACCGUAUUUUAUCAUUUGUAUUACCCUCGCAAUCCUAACCUCUCGAAACCUCCGCUAACCGCCCUCCGUAUGUCUGUAAAAAGCUCCUGUAUAUCUUGAUUUUUACCCCACCCCACACCUGUAACCCCACACCUGUAACUCCACACCUGUAACCCCACACACCCACCGCGACCAUGUCUUAUCAUUUACAUUGCCCUCGUGACCUUAAACUUGCCGGAACUACCCCUAACCGCCCCCUAUGUCUGUAAACAGCUCCUGUAUAACUUGAUUUUUAGCCCACCCCACACCUGUAACCCCACACCUGCAACCCCACACACCCACCGCGACCAUAUAUUAUCAUUUGUGUUACCCUUGCGACCCCUAACGUCUCAAAACCUCCGCUAAUCGCCCCUGCAUGUCUGUAAAAAGCUCCUAUAUAACUUGAUUUUUAGCCCACCCCACACCUGUAAUUCCACGCCUGCCACGACCAUAUCUUAUCAUUUAUAUUACCCUUGUGACCCUAAACUUGGUGAAACUACCCCUAUAUCUGUAAAAAGCUCCUGUAUACCUUGAUUUUUAGCCCACCCCACACCUGUAACCCCAAACCUGCAACCCCACACACCCACCGCAACCGUAUUUUAUCAUUUGUAUUACCCUCGCAAUCCUAACCUCUCGAAACCUCCGCUAACCGCCCUCCGUAUGUCUGUAAAAAGCUCCUGUAUAACUUGAUUUUUAGCCCACUCCACACCUGUAAUCCCACACCCGCCUAUGUCCACAUCCCCGCCGCGACCAAGUACAGUAUUUGUGAUUUCUGUGAUAUUUUUUAUAGGUUUAUAUCUGUGUAUCAGUGUGUCUUUGUAGGCCCACGUUCUCAGAUGCUUUCGACUCCUGCGACAUUAUUUAGAAAGGCUAUGACAAGUUGAUGAGUUGAGUUCUUGUGAGUGUGUUUUUCAUGGGUUCAGCGGAGGCCCUGUCAAGCUAUCUCUAGGCUCGUAACACUACCCAUGGACAUACUAACACAACAACCUCUAUGAAAGCCUUGUCAAACUAUCACCAGGCUCGUAACACUCCCCAUGGACAUACUAACACAACAACCUCCACCAAAGCCUUGUCAAACUAUCACCAGGCUCGUAACACUACCCAUGGACAUACUAACACAACAACCUCCACCAAAGCCUUGUCAAACUAUCACCAGGC